CCAGCAGAAAGAGGGCGGCUGUGGGGAAGAUGUCGGAGCGGGCGGGAAGCGGGGUGGCGGCCGCAGCUGCCGUCGCAGCGAGUGAGAAGCGGCGGCAGCAACUGCAGCGCUGGAAGGGCUCGUGUACCGAUCUGGAGGCGGGCGAGCCGCGAUGGCGGGCGAGGCCUGGAGCGGGAGCGAGAGCGGGAGCGCCGCGGCGGGUGCGGUUCGAGGCGGCGGCGGAGUUCCUAGCGGCCUGUGCGAGCGGUGACGCGCUGGACGCCGAGGAGAUGCUGGGCGGCGGCGCCGACGUCGACUGCGCCAACACGGACGGCAUCAGCGCCCUGCACCAGGCUUGCAUUGAUGAGAACCUGGAGAUGGUGGAGUUCCUGCUGAGACAGAAUGCCAACGUUGACCAGUCUGAUAACGAGGGCUGGACACCGCUCCACGUGGCCGUUUCUUGCGGCUACUCCGAAAUCGUAGAAUGUUUAAUCAACCAUGCGGCCAGCAUUGCUGCAGUGAACAGCGAUGGCCAGUUGCCAAUUGACCUUGCAGAGGAGAACUACAUGGAGAACCUACUGCAGGCUGAGAUUACUAAGCAGGGGAUCGACGUGGAAUCGGCGAGGCGUGAAGAAGAGGACUUGUUGCUGCAACAUGCCCGGCAGUGGCUAAAUAGCGGCAAGAUUGAAGACAUAUCUCACCCGAAAACUGGUGCCAACGCUCUCCACGUUGCUGCGGCCAAAGGCUACAUAGAAGUGAUGAGGCUGCUCCUCCAGGCUGGCUUCAGUGUGGCUGCACGGGACAAGGAUGGCUGGACACCACUGCAUGCCGCCGCACACUGGGGCAUGGAGGAUUCUUGCAAGCUCCUCGUCGAGCACUUCUGUGACAUGGAAGCCGUUAAUAACUCGGGUCAGACACCGUUUGAUGUUGCAGAUGAAGAUAUUUUGAGUUUACUGGAGGACCUGCAGAAGAAACAGGACGAUCUGAGGACUGAGAAAGAAGAAAAGAUGAAGCGUGCCAUCAUCGAAACAUCCACACAGCCGCAGCAACCGUCAACCAAGCCAAGGAAGAGUUCAGUCUGCCGGAUGAGUAGCAGGGAAAAGAUUUCUGUGCAGGACCUGUCAAAGGAACGCAAAACCUUGGAGACGUUGUCUUUGGAUGAAAGCAAGAAAGAAGAAUCCAGCAGUUCCAGUUCGGAGACUGAAGAUGUUUCCGAUUCUGACUCUGAAUGUGAAACCGCAGAAAAGAAGAGAUCUUCCCUCAACGAUGCCAGCAACGUAAAUGGGACUGAAGUCUUGCCCCGCGUUCCUGCCGUUACUCUGGCACCAUCCGGUCUCAAGUAUUCUGGUCCGUCAGCAAAGCAUUUGGUCAACCAAGAUGCCCCUCCUGCUUGGCAGACAGAACUUCGGAAAACCAGCAGUUUCGUGGCAUUGCAGGAUGCACAGAUCACCUCGGACAAGACGCCACUGACCAGCAUCCGGCGCUCAGCUUCCACUCCACGGUUGGGGGCUCAGUGGAAGGGCAAAGAUGUGGCGGAACCGCGGCUGGCUCGAGUGCCUCCAACACCAAUCGGGCGAUCGCUGAGUGUGCCUGAGACUUGUGCUGAACAGCUAGUGAGCUCUACAUACCAGAAAGUGAAAGACCCAAACUGCCAACAAGGAGAAACCACUACUCCAACUAGCAACGUCGACUUUAAAGAGAGGCGCAAAUUGUACCUCACCCCGGUACGUGACGAGGAGUCGGAAUCGCAGAGGAAGGCUCGCUCGCGACAUGCCCGACAGUCCCGGCGAUCGACACAGGGGGUCACACUGACAGAUCUAAAGGAGGCUGAGAAGACCCUUGGUAUUUCUACUGAGAAGAAAACCCAAGAGCAACUGGAAAGGAGAGAAGAAGUGAAGGAGAACGAGGGCAAGAAGGAAAGGAGUUCAUUGAGUGAGGACAAGGAUGCGGCCAGUCGGCUGAGACCCGUCACCACGGGCGUUGGUAACUCUGGCUCGGCGCUUGCUCCUACACACUCCAGACAUUCUACUCCGACAGUUUCAUUUCAGGACGCCGAUACAGGCGCGGAGUUGGAAAGUGACAGACGGGAAGAGGGAGACGCGGACUACAACAGUCGGAACCGGCUGUCUGUGCGAGACCGGCGGAAAGCCAGGAAAGAGCGCAGGUUUACCGGCAAGGCAGAUUCCACAGAGGAGGAGGAUGGCACGGAGCAGAUGAACAGCUUGGAUACCCCAACACACAGCUCGCUUCCAGCUGACCAGAUGGGUGAUUGGAUUGAGAGCAGAGUCGGGAUUCAUUCCCUGCACAGUACAGGGGCCAGAGCAGACAGUAAUGGGGACUUCAGGAAGAUGUACGAGAUGGUGUUGUCGGAGAAUGUCAGGCUCAAGGAGCAGCUACGAGAUGCACAGUAUUACCUCUCACAGGCCAACCGUGAGCUGGAGAGGGUGAUGAAGAGGCAGCAACGUGGAGACCAGCCUGCACGGCUGGAGCUGGAGAGAUUUGAACGAAGGGCGUUUGAAAGAAGGACAGCUGAACUGGAGGAGAGGCUAAAGAUCUUGACAGACCUGAAGGUGGACAACCAGAGGCUGAAGGAUGAGAACGCCGCACUGAUCCGCGUCAUCAGCCGGCUGUCCAAGUAGACCGGUGGGAAGUAGCGGCGGUGAGAAGGAGGAUGCCAGCCCAGUUACUGCAGCUGACUGCAGGUCUGCUUCAAAGGGCAGUGUGCUCGAUGCCAAGUACUUGUCCACAGCAAAUGUGGGUUACUGUUGGUGGGGGAAUGACAAGCAGAAGGAACAGCGGGGGGUCAGACAAACAGGUGAACAAGAUGUAUGUAAAACAGUGAGAGCUCCACCCUUCUGUCCCCUGUUACUUCAUUUCACACCCACUUUGUGUGUGAUUUCUUUAUCGGACCUACGUACGUCCAGAAAUUAUAUUUGUGGUUUUUUUCUUUUGUAAAUUGUAAUUGUUCCACCAUGUACUGGUCAGCCAGGGUAUGUGGUCCUCUCUCCUUUCAUUACAGGACUGUGGGCAUUUGGAGCUCACCACUGCCCCCACCCCUCCCCCACCACUCCCUCCAAUCCACAAACUUCCCUCGCAAUCUUUAUAUCCUCUUAAACAUUCCUAAGUUGCAAUUCUAUUAACAAUCGCUGUACAGAAUGUAAAAAAAAAAGACGUCUGUGUGCAGACUUUUUAAAGAUAUAAAUGCAGUAUUAAAACUGAGAGGUUACUGUGAAUGUUAACAAUUUCAAUUUUAAACUGGGGACAUUUUCCGAUUUAAGGUUGUUUGGGCCAGAACAGAACGAAAUGUCAAAUCCUAAUAACAUGGUCCUUGUUUAGGAUAGUCUGUCUGUGUGACAUCAGGGGAGAAAAUGUGGAUUGGUUUAGUUCAAGUCCGUUUGCCCUCCAGUUUGAAGGCUCAUUCAGCUCCUUGCUUCUAUUCAAAGAUUGCAGUGGCGUGCGUCUGUAUUGUGAUGUAGAUGUAUGUCCUUGGGACAACGAGUUGGCUCUGAAAACAGCAUGCACUGAUUAACGUGGAAGGUCCACGACUCUGCUCCUUGAAGGUUCUCCCGGCCUCUAGUCUCAGUGGCAGAAACAUCUAUCAUCGUGGUAUUGAGCUAAACCCAGGAGACUUUUCCUUCUGAUACACUUUGAUCGGCUUGGAACCCAAUCAAUACUGGACACCGAGUACUGGUGUAACUCAGCAGGUCGUGCAACAUCUCUGGAGAACAAGGAUAGGUGGCAUUUUGGGUUGCGAUCCUUCAGUCUGAAGAUGGGUCCCAAUCCGACACAUCUCCAGAGAUGCUGCCUGAUCUGCUGAGUUACUCCAGCACUUUGUGUCCUUUAUUGUAAGCCAGCAUCUGCAGUUCCUUGUUUCCACAUCUCAAUGCUCAAUGAUUUUCAGUGCUUGCAAGUAAUGACAAUGACCUGAAUUUUUUAAAAUAUGUCCCUAUUUUACUGAAAUGGUGUUAUCCCCAUAACACAUAUGGGUGUUAUUUCAGCAAGUAAUGAGUUUCGAGUACAAAAGAGAUUGGCAGGAUGCUGACUGAUUCCUUGUUCCAACAGCAGCUUUUUUUGUUUGCUGAUGAGUUUAAAAUCCAAGGCCUGCAAACUUUAGCCAUAAAGUGGUUGUAGAUCAAGGUGCAGGCUAGGUGUGGCCACUGUUGGCUGAACACUUUGAGCCCGCAUUACGUCCUGUGUGCGUGUGAUACAGGCAGCAAACGGGGAAGGUGAUUGGGCAGCAAACAGAAACAUGAGCACUCAUUUGUCCUGAUAUUUGGGGCAAGUUUCCAAAUCACAAAUCCUGCAGAUGCUGGAACUCUGAGCUAAAGAUGAUGAAAAUAUGUGUAGAGAGAGAAUUUCGAGUCCCGACUCCAUAAACCCACCCUGCAAGUGAAUGUCACCUUUCAGUAUCAUUUUUAUUUAAAGAAUUAGCCUGCUGGCACCCAGUGUCUUCUGAUUCUUUGAUUUAAUUUCUGUCCCUAUUGUGAAUUCAGAAGAA
Molecule: messenger RNA, 4477 nt
Organism: Amblyraja radiata (thorny skate)
Lineage: Eukaryota; Metazoa; Chordata; Chondrichthyes; Rajiformes; Rajidae
Product: protein phosphatase 1 regulatory subunit 12C
Exons: 22
Coding region: 30-2618 (862 amino acids)
Biological process (GO): signal transduction
Cellular component (GO): cytoplasm
Molecular function (GO): phosphatase regulator activity; protein kinase binding; enzyme inhibitor activity
Source: RefSeq, a predicted model, not a curated record